This is a messenger RNA of Ipomoea triloba (trilobed morning glory), 1543 nucleotides long. Its product is annotated as glycerol-3-phosphate dehydrogenase [NAD(+)] 2, chloroplastic-like. Gene Ontology annotation, molecular function: NAD binding; glycerol-3-phosphate dehydrogenase [NAD(P)+] activity. The record is from RefSeq and is a predicted model, not a curated record. Gene Ontology annotation, cellular component: cytosol; glycerol-3-phosphate dehydrogenase (FAD) complex. Bases 78 to 1412 code for a protein of 444 amino acids. Gene Ontology annotation, biological process: carbohydrate metabolic process; glycerol-3-phosphate catabolic process. NCBI's taxonomy places the organism in Eukaryota, Viridiplantae, Streptophyta, Magnoliopsida, Solanales, Convolvulaceae. The transcript has 9 exons.
UGUAAGGCACAGAUUGGAUAGCCACAUUAGAGAACCAAAAUAAGCGCCGAGAGUCAAGGAAGCUCGGAGGCACAACAAUGGCGUCCCUUUUAGAGACUCCAUUUUCUUCACCUCACUCACUCUUCAACUCUCACUCUCACUCUUCACACCCACAAUCCCACAACCCCAAUUCACUGCAAUGCUUCCCUGUCAAGCCCUUUCACCUCCCUAUUCUCCGCUCUUCCUCCACCCCCACCUCCGGCGGAGCAGUCGACUCUUCGCCGCCGCCGCCGCUGUCGAACCAGGACGAGAUUUCGCUUGAUGGGUCUAGUAAAGAUCGGCGCAAGGUGGUCAAGUUUGCCUGGGAGAAGCUGGUUCGAUGGUCUCGCUCAUGGCGGUCCAAAGCCAAGACUGAUGUUCUUGAACGCACUAACAAGGUGGUUGUUCUUGGAGGUGGAUCUUUUGGAACAGCUAUGGCUGCCCAUGUUGCAAAUAGGAAGGCUGAAUUGGAAGUUAAUAUGCUCGUACGAGAUCAUCGAGUUUGUGAAUCCAUUAAUGAGAAUCACUGCAAUAGUAAGUAUUUCCCAGAGCACAAGCUACCAGAAAACGUAAUUGCAACAACUGAUGCCAAGGCCGCUCUGUUGGGUGCAGAUUUUUGUUUCCAUGCUGUCCCUGUUCAGUUCAGCUCGGUAUUCCUUGAGGAUAUUGCAACGCAUGUUGAUCCGAGCUUGCCAUUUAUAUCUCUCAGCAAGGGUUUAGAGCUCAAUACAUUAAGAACAAUGUCUCAGAUAAUCCCCCGAGCACUAAGAAGUCCUCGGCAGCCCUAUGUCGUUCUAUCUGGACCUUCUUUUGCACUGGAGUUGAUGAACACGUUACCAACAGCAAUGGUGGUAGCGUCUAAAGACAAAAAAGUUGCAAAUGCAGUUCAGCAACUUCUGGCCUCGAGAAACCUGAGAAUCAAUACAUCAAGUGAUGUUACAGGGAUUGAGAUUGCAGGUGCGCUGAAGAAUGUACUAGCAAUAGCAGCUGGUAUUGUGGAAGGAUUGAAUCUCGGGAACAACUCCAUGGCUGCUCUUGUAGCACAAGGGUGCUCUGAAAUUCGAUGGUUGGCAACAAAGAUGGGUGCAAAGUCAACUACAUUAACGGGGCUUUCAGGGACUGGGGACAUCAUGCUCACGUGUUUUGUGAAUCUUUCAAGAAACAGAACUGUUGGGGUUCGUCUUGGAUCAGGAGAAAAGCUUGAAGACAUACUCGGUUCUAUGAACCAGGUGGCUGAAGGUAUAACAACAGCAGGAGCUGUGAUUGCGCUAGCGCAAAAAUACAAGGUCAAAAUGCCGGUUUUGACAGCAGUUGCCCGGAUUAUUGACAAUGAACUCACUCCAACUAAAGCUGUUUUUGAAUUGAUGAAUCUCCCUCAGGUUGAAGAAGUUUAGAGAUUUGGAUGAGUUGCAGAGAAGAGGAAAGAUCCUCAAAGUCAUAAAAGUUUUUAACUGUAUACAUCAUUGUUUGUUGCUGCAUUGUGCUGCCAAGUAGAGUAGUCCCAUACUUUAAACGUUUUUUUUUU